This is a messenger RNA of Dermacentor albipictus, 978 nucleotides long. RefSeq lists its product as uncharacterized. Lineage: Eukaryota; Metazoa; Arthropoda; Arachnida; Ixodida; Ixodidae. The record is from RefSeq and is a predicted model, not a curated record.
AGGAACAAAGCAGGCGGUACGUCUGGAGAAAAAGAAGGAGUGUCCCGCGACUAAGCGAUGGGCCAAGUGCAGACCGUCGACGAGGCGGCCAUUGGCGGUGACUCCGCAGAAGCGACCGCCAGAUCCACGACACAAGCCGAGGACUGUCGCGUCCUGACAGCAGCCGAUGAGGAGCCCGCUGCCACGACGUCCACCCGGCCAGAGGAGGCGCCGCCCGAUGCGGCGGCCGACCCCCCGCCGGGACCCGCGGAGCCCUCGGCCGAGCCCGAGGCGACUUCGAAGACCGCUCUGCCUUCGCGCGUCGAGAUGGGUGAUGUCGCGGCCAAGGCUCGCAGCGGACGCCGCGCUGCCAGGACGGCGGAGGGAUUCGGAGGGAACGCGCCAGCGUCUGUCCCUCGUCCGAGGAGCAAAGAGCAGCGGGGCGACCGGCAGGGACGACCGAGGACCCGAAGGACACAUCGGUCGCGUCUCUCUAGGACGCCGACUCCGGUCGCGCUGAUGGUCCCGGGUGCACUGGCCACAUCGAACGAGCCCGCACCUGCACCGCUCGCCCUGACGCCGAGCGAGGACGAGGAAAUGGCCAUCGGACACGUCAGUCCGCUAGCGCCCCGGGCCACAGUCGUUGCCGGCGGUACGCGUUGGUGGAGAGUGGCGUGCACCGCGACCAUCCUCGGCUGCUUCGUGGUCAUCGUGGCGAUGCUGGCCUACGGCACCAUCAAGAGCGUUGGCCACCAGGAUCGAGUCAUCGAGCACUUCGAGAACUGGACGCUCGCCAGAAUAGCGAGACGGGCGUCACCAGCUAAUGCCUCCACGACAAGCGAAAUCACCGCGGUAGCGACGUCCACCGCUGAUGCCGUGACCUUCGAAGAGGUCGAUGGCAGUAGCUCUACUGCAAAUCACGCGCAGUCAGUCCGCGUAUGAUGUUAUGCACUCGCGUGCCUUUCUUUUUUUUGGCAAAAGUAAAGGAAGUGAACCGUA